AUGAGUUGGUCGUGUGUUAUCGGUUUGAAGACCUCGGGUAUUGACAACUUGGGAGGGAAGGUCCAAGACCAGUUGGGGCUGCGUGCCGCGGCUCCGUUAACUUCUCCCAACUCCGUCAAGUAUUAUCGGCAUCUGCAUCGUACAAGCGACAUCUACGACAUGGACCCCGGAGAGCCCGAGGUGGUGAGCACAGUGCCGCUCUACAACUUUGACGGCAAGAUUAUCUGCAACCUGGCGGCUGACACGUGGCCUCUUGACAUCAGCGACGAGACGUGGGUGCUGCUGCCGAAGCUGACCCCACGGGUGGAGCUGCCAUCGCUGCCCUCUCUGCCGCACUUCCGAGUGUACGCCGAGCGCAGCUCCUCGUCUGUGGAUGUCAACAACUGGGAGCAGCUCGUGCACGUGCUCAGGACGCAUGGAAGGGUGGGGCUCAUCACAUCAGCGCGAGGGCAGUACCAGUUCGGCCUCCUUCCCAUCGCCACCCCUUCCACCACCACCUCCACCACCACCUCUACCUCUCCUCCUCCACCCCCUCCCGCCUUCGCCCACCACUCUGCACCUCCCCCCACCGGUUUCUCCUCUGCCCGGGCGUACUACGCGCCGCUGCCAGCUGGCAUUCCCCGCCGCGCCCCGCGCUUCCCUGCGGUGCUCCCGGGGCUGCUGGCGCAGCUGCAGAUGAGACCUGCUGCGCACACAGCACCUGCACAGACUAGUUCUGAUUUGACUCAAAACGCCCCGCGCUUCCCUGCGGUGCUCCCUGGGCUGCUGCCGCAGCAGCAGAUGCGACCUGCGCACACGGCGCCUGGACAGAUGGCGCCUGGACAGAUGGCGCCUGGUCAGAUGGCGCCUGGUCAGAUGGCGCCUGGUCAGAUGGCGCCUGGUCAGAUGGCGCCUGGACAGAUGGCGCCUGGUCAGAUGGCGCCUGGUCAGGCGGUGGUGCAUUCUCAUGUGGCACCUGGACAGGCACGUGCCCAGGUGGCAAACGUGCCAGUGCUGCGCGUGUGUGAUGAUGGCAAGGGCAUGGACCACGGCGAGUUGGUGCAGAUGCUGUCGCUGGGCCAUGACAUCCCUGCAGAGGAGGACCCCCACCACAUCGGCAGAUUCGGCGUUGGUUUCAAGACGGGCACCAUGCGCAUAGGCAACGAUGCGCUGGUGCUGACCCAGUCAACGGACAGCCGCAGCAUUGCGCUGCUCUCCCGCUCGCUCAACCAGGGCCGGCAGGAGCUGGAAAUCCCCAUAGUCACGUACCGGCGGGUGGUAUCUGGGGGAGUUGGAUCUGCAGCAGGGGGAGGUGGAUCUGCAGCAGGGGGAGGUGGAUCUGUUGAGUGGCAGCUGGAUGUGGGGGUGCAUUCAGAGGAGGAGGCAGAGAGGAGGAAGCGAGCAAUCUUCGACUUCUCGCCUCUGGACGAGCGAAAGAUAAACCAGGAGUUCCGCAAGCUGGAGCAGGCAAGUGGCAGCAGCGACACUCCCCCCACGGGCACGCGCAUCUACGUGUUCAACCUCAAGCGCUUGUCGCGCCCAGAUGCAGCGUACGAGCUCGAGUGGGACGACGACGCCCACGACAUCCUCAUCCGCACCAGACGCCCGCGCUCCCGCCCCAACCAGCUCUGCCAAGACGUUCCAAUAGACUACUCACUACGUGCCUACCUGCGGGUCAUGUUUCUCCACAAUCCCGCCACCAUCACAGUGCAAGGCCGCGCCGUGCAAGGCAGUGUCGACAUCGCGGAGAACCUCUCCCAACCGUUCUCCACCACUGGGACCGUGAUGGGGCAGCCGGUGCAAGUGCGCAUGGGCAUGGACGAAAGCGAGAGGGCGUGUGGGCGGUGCGGGUUCUUCCUGUACUGGCACGGGCGGCUCAUAGAGGCGUAUAAGAGGGUCGGAAGGAUGGAGUAUUCGGGGGAUGCUGGGCUGGGCGUGGUGGGCGUGGUGGACACUACUGCCCUCUUUGACGCAGCAGGGGAGCUGGGAGUGCUGAACUGCAAGCAGCGGUUUGCGGAGGGAGAGGAGUAUCAGCGGCUCAAGGACUUUCUGUCUGUCACCUUCAACCAGUACUGGGAGGACAACUUCGACAGGGACCUUCCCACUACGAACAUACCAGAGGGAGCAGUGCUACAGGAUCACCGGGACUGGGUGCAGUGCGACAAGUGCGAGCAGUGGCACAUUCUGCCGCCCCAUGUCACCAAGGAGUCACUCCCAGAGAACUGGUUCUGCUACAUGGAGCCUAUUCGAGGCACAUGCAACGACCCCAAUUACGUCGAACCAGCUCCUAACGAGGUCACCCUUGGGAUCUCCAGACAUUACAGUAACUACCCUGGUGCUGCUGCUGCUGCUGCUUCUGCUGCUGGUGCUGCUGGCGCUGCUACGCUGAAUGCUGGUGGGCGCACUGUGACUGGCACUGCUUCAGAUGCGGACAGCAACUGUGUUCCUGCCGUGCCUAGAAGUGUCUUCCCCUGCUGCUGCAGCCAAGGGCAAAGGAAUGACGAGCGAGGGGAAGCGAGUUAG
Messenger RNA from Closterium sp. Yama58-4, 2502 nucleotides. The record is from the annotation of a GenBank genome assembly. NCBI's taxonomy places the organism in Eukaryota, Viridiplantae, Streptophyta, Zygnematophyceae, Desmidiales, Closteriaceae.